Messenger RNA from Amblyraja radiata (thorny skate), 1637 nucleotides. It is a transcript of the gene gbp, whose product is annotated as glycogen synthase kinase binding protein. Lineage: Eukaryota; Metazoa; Chordata; Chondrichthyes; Rajiformes; Rajidae. Gene Ontology annotation, cellular component: cytoplasm. Bases 208 to 879 code for a protein of 223 amino acids. The record is from RefSeq and is a predicted model, not a curated record. The transcript has 2 exons.
UCUCUGCAGGCGGGCGGUGGAAUGGGCGCUCCCGCGAUCACGUGGGCCUUUGUUUACAACCGAAGGGGGGAGGGCGCGAAUGAGACAGUCAGAGCGCGCGGGGUCGUCCACGGUGUCGCCUCGCUCGCUCGCUGCUGCCGCCACCGCCAAUAACAACAACAACAACAACAACAACAACAAAAAAGAAAAAUGUGCACUCGACGAUAAAUGCGUUUCCUCAGCUCGCCGGAGACAGAAGUGAGGGAGAAGGGAGAGCGACGACGAGACAAAAGCCGCGAGGACAAGAUGCCGCGGCCGCGGAGGGAGAGCUUCCUCCUGCUGGAACAGGCCGUCACGGUCGACCCGAAGGAGAUCGAUGCUCUGGUGGCGAAAAUCGGGGAGACGCUGCAGUUUCAGCGGUUGUCCGACGGAGCCGGCGGCAAAACGCAGCAGCAGUAUUGCAACCAGCAGCACUGCAGCUAUUGCAGCCAACAACAUUGCAACCAGCAAUAUUGCAUCCAACAGCAUUGCAACCAGCAAACACAACAACAACAACAGCAGCAUUGCAACCACCAGCAGCAGCAGCAACAACAGCAACAGCCACCUCAUGUCUCCGCCAAGUGCGGCGUAUGUUGCAUGGACCGGUUGAAAGCACCGGGUCGUAACAAGCCCUACCAAGUGCCGGCCCGCUUGCAAAACUCGGGCCAGGCUUCGGCACCGCCGGCCAACCGAGGCAAGACGGCGAGGAGGUCGUCGGCUUACCAGCUGAACGCCCAGCAGAAACUGGAGCAGCUCCUCUCCUCGGGCAACCUGAUCAAAGAGGCGGUGAGGCGCCUCCACAUCGAUCACGGCUACUCGCCCUUCUACGUGGAGAAGAAGAUAGUGGCGGCCGGUGAGUAAAGACGGGCCACUCGUUAUUAUUAUUAUUAUUGGUUCUGUAACCGGUGGAAAACUAACUGCAGGCUGUUUUGUGGCUUAUCAUGGAGAGAAACAUUCACCACCACUGCACCGAUAUCGCUGUGAAACGAAUAGCCUCACCCCCCCCCCCCCCCCCCCCAAAUAACAACAAAAAAAACAAUGAUCUGUCUUAACGUACUGUAUGGUAUUCUAAAUGAAGCCAUUGGGAUCCAUCUUUGCACCAGUCCAAUGACUACAGUGUUUAUUUUUUAAACGAACAAUGAUAAAACCAAGAGUAACCCUUUGGAUGUUUAUUUCAGUCUAACGAUUGCAGUUUUAUUUCAACGGUGGUUACACAUGUUUACAAGAGAAAAUCACGCCGUCUGGUGCUUGCUUUGGAAGAGCCUGACACCGCAAGGUCGUUGCAACGCUGCCCUUGAUUAUUUUUUUCCCUUUGGACUGACUGUUUCCACAGAUGUUUGGAUCCCCAAACUGUUUAUCACUGGUGGACUGGAUACCACAUGGCAGCUGAACCCGCAUUCCAAGAACUCUAGACCCUCCACAUCAGGAAUUCCGCGAACUGUUUACAGGACGUGUCGUUGGGUUUGGGACCUGGUUUAAUGGGUUAAUAAGUUGUUAUUUAAUAGCCCCUUAAUUUUCGCUACAAUGAAUAAGGUGUAUACUUCGUAACGGAGUAUUCUGUUGUUCCUGUUGUCCAGGAAUUGAUGUCGAAUAAAAUAUUGCAGUUAAACAACACAUUA